CGCCCACCAGCCCAGCCAAGUGUCUAAAUCAGUCGUCUACUCACCUGACCAUCGAGCUACUCACACACACACAAAGAGAGGAAGAGAGAGGUUAAAAAGCGGUCAAAAGCGGUCAGGUCACUACUGAGAGGUCUCACAAUGUCGCUCAACCUACCCCUCACCCUCUCUCUCUCUCGCCCCCUCUAUGUCCCUCCCUGCCGCGCUGGCCGCGCCCACGCCAUACACAAAGUCCAAAGCCGCCGUCAGAUGCUCCUCUGCCGCGAGAUACAGCGCAAACCCUGCAGAGGGGUCCUGCAGCAGUGGCAGCGUCGCCGCGAUGAAGGCUGUGGGAGGGAGGGGCGUUGGGGCGGUGGUGAGACACUCGUGCAGACGCUGCAGCAGCUGCACACACACACACACACAGAGAGAGAGAGAGGGAGGGUGGAGGAGCGCCCACAUUCGCUCAGCUCACCUGUUGGCAGAUGUGUGGCUGUCUGAAGAUGGCCGCCACGCAGUUGACGGCCUCCUGCGCCUCUGGCAGAGGUACCCCACUCGUCGACUGCAGCUGCUCGACCACACCCACACCGUUGGGCAUGACCUCGGCCUCUGGUGCUGGUGGUUGUGGUGCUGGCAGAGGGGAGGGGGCGAUGUGCAUAGACUCUGCGCGUGUGGCCGUGAGGACUGCUGGUUGAGCUGCCGGUGGUGGUGGCGGUGGUGCGGCCAUCAGCCGUUGCAGCUCUCUGCAGACAAAGACACAGAGAGAGAGGGAGAGAGAGGAAGAGGGAGAGGGAGGGGGGGAUGGAUGGCUUAGGAGAGAGGCUACUCUUCGAUUCUGGCGUGUUCGUCCUCAAUCUCGUCAAUUUCCGACUGCAGCCGCGCCAUCGAGUGGCCCUCCACCGGCACACCGUUGCCGACGGCAUCACCACCACCAUCACCACCAGCAGGCUUGGCGGCCUCCUCUGCACACACACACACACACACACGGACACACGCAGAGAGAGAGACGGAGAGAUAUGGUGAACGGAUCAUUUUCUCACCGGCAUUUCCAUUCUUCUUCUGCUGCUGCUGCUGUGGUGUGUGUUGGGCUGCUUCCUUCUCGCCAUCUCCAGCUGCAGGCGUCGCACCGACCUCGACAUCGACAUGGACGUGCAGCAGCCGCAUGGCGUUGCUCACACAGGGCCACGGCGAGGCCCCCCACCCACUGAAGAGGUUCCGCGCCUUGACCACCCAGUCCUCAGCCAGUGACAGUGACAGCCCCAUCUGAGGAGGGAAAUGCGCCGCCAAGGCGAGCGUCUCUGCGAGAAAUGGCGCGCUGAGAGUGACGAUGCCUGCACACACACACACACACACACACAGAGUGAGAGAGAGAGAAAGAGAGAGAGAGAGAGAGGUAUCACUCACUCAGUCUGUGUGCUUACCGGCCUCUCCAUCAACCGCCGGCCGCAGCGGGUGCAUCUGGUCCAUGGCGGGGCUCCAUGCAAGCGAAAUCAAACCCAUCAGACAGCUGGGGGCGACCGUGUUGCCAUAUUUGUCACCACCGCCACCGCCAGCCCCAUCCGUCAGCGAGCGGAAGAACAGGUCGGUGAGCCACUCGAGCAGCCGAAGGAGGGUGGGCGGCUGGCAGGGAGCGAAGAGGGCGGUGAGGGUGGCGGCGUCACACUGACUGAGGUACUCUGCCAACACCUACAAUGAGAGAGAGAGAGAGGGAGGGAGGGGAUGGAUGGAUGGAUGAUACACGCACACAGAGAGAGAGAGAGAGGCUUACCUGGACAAUCCGCGAGAGCAGGGCGCUUCUCAGCUCUGCACUGUCCACCACGCCCGCCACACCCAAGUCGACAGCCGCCCCCAAAGCCACGAGCAUCAGCACGGGAUGGCCGCCCUCAUUCUCCUUCACCAAACCCCGAUAAGCAUAACCCUGAGAACACCCCUGACCCCUCACACGCGCCGACAGCUCCUCAAGGGAAUCGAGCACUGCUGUCUGCGGAUGUGGCUGUGGUGGUGGUGACGAUAGUGUCGAUUCCUUCCACAGGCCCAGCACGCCAUCGCCACCACUCAUUUGCUGGUGGCUGCCGUGGUGGGAGUCCGUCAUGAGCAGGGACCACACACGGUGGGCAGGGAGGGAGGGGUGGAUGGACACCCACUCGCAGGGCGGCUGGAGCGUCAGCAGGACGGCUGUGAGAGAGAGCUCCUCCCUGUCUCUGCAGAGGUCCUGCGCCGCGAUGAACACCGUGAGCGCCUCGGCAUACACCUCUUUCGGCCACAUUGCCCCAAUCUUGCCAUCAAGCAGCGUCUGCAGGAGGCUCAGACACGCCAGAUGGACACAGCUCUUGAGCAGCACAGCAGCGCGGCUGUCACACUGUUGAAGUUGAAGCAGUCGCGCCAUUAGCCGAGCGGCCAGCUGCACCAUGGCCAUGGCGUUCGUCGGCUCCCGCAGGGCGAUGUGGAGGGGCAUGCACCCGACGACCCUCUCCAGCACCAUGGCCGUCAGCUCACAGUCGUCACGCGUCUCGAAGGACACCAGCAGUGGCGGCAGCACACCGAUGUGUUGCUGCUGCUGAGAGGUGAGAAGGUUCCCCGCUAGGACGUUCGGCGACAGAACGAUCUCUGCGACUUGCCGCCGGCCGUCCAGCACUGUGGCUCUGUCCACUGCUGCUGCUGCUGCUGUUGCUGAGGGUGAGGAGCUCUUGGUCAACAGGGGUGUCCCAGUGCCCAUGAUGGCCUCUUGCAGGUCUUCCAUCUGGCUGCUGAGGUCUUGCCGCGAUGUGGUGCUGACGGCGGGGAGGGUGUGGAGAGCUUCGCUGGCCUCCCACUCGGCCAAGGAGAGGUACCGACGCCCAUCUUCUCGAUAAGUGCGGCCAGCUGACCGCACAGAGAGACACACAGAGGACGACAGACAGAUGCCUCCAUGAACGGCCUCGUGUGUGUGUGAGGGGGGGGAGGAGGGGGGCUGACCUGGUGGCAGCUCUGUGAUGCCUUGAGCAGCAGCAGCAGCAGCCGGUGGUGGUGCUGUCUCAGAGGUGUCUUUGCCCAUGACAGCGGCACGCGCACGCCCCACCACGUCAGAGGCCUUCACCGGCUCACCCUCACCAUCGCCGCCAUCGCUCGUUGCUGUCGAAGAGAACACCUCCAGCACGAGCAUCGACACAAGCGCCGCCAACAGGGCGGGGUCGUCAGCUGACACCGACACCGAGCCCCCCUCUCCCUCUCCCUCUCUGUGUGUUGUGGCGGGCAGAAUGGGCGUGUAGAAUGUGGCGACGAUGCGGCGGAGCUUGUUGGUCUUGACGAGUGACCAGAGGGCGGCUGUGGUGUGGGGGCUGGCGGCGAGCUGCGCUAUGGCGGAGCGAGCACGGUGGGCGGCUUUGGUCAGCCACUGCUGGUUGUGUGUCUGUCUGGCGUGCCACCAGAGGCCUGACAGACAGGUCAACAGACAGACAGACAGACAGACAGUGGAUGAGGGAAGAUCCCAAGCUGCAUUGAGGAGGUCUCUCCGUCUCUCUCUCUCUCUCUCUGUGUGUGUGUGUGUGUGUGUGUCUUACUGAGCAUCAGGUCGCAGAGGUGCUUCAUGGCCUUGUCCGCCGUGUCAGCACCACCACCAUCAGCAGCGACAAGAACUACUCGCCCCCUCAGCGCUCCAAUCAGCCACUCACACAGCUCCCUCUGCACAUGCGCCACCGUCAUUGCCAGCACGAUGCUCGCCCACACCUGAGUGGCGCCACUCAGCAGCUCGCCGCCCCCCUCAGCAAUGGCAGCAUGCAGCGACCGCACCAGCAGGGACCCAUAGAGCUGCCGCAGCACCGGGGUGAUCUGCGCCCCUGCCAGUGCGUCCCUCAACGAGUCGCGCCUCUCCAAGUUGUCUGUCUCGGAGCUCGACGGCCGUCGCAGCGACAGGCCGAACUGCAGCUGGAUGACCCUGUUGUCGAAUGGCACCUUGGCAAGGAGGCCGUCGAGGGAGGCCAGAAACGAGGCCUCUGCAGGGGUGGGUGUGGCUGUGGGUGGCUGUGCUCCGAGGUCACGCAGUAGAGGGAGGGCGGAGUCGCCGUGGAAUGGCGCUGUUGAUGUAGAGGGGUGUGGCUGUGGCUGUGGCUGUGAGGGUGAGAGCACUGGGCGGCACGUCGACCAGAGAGCGUAGGUCACUAUGUGAGAUCUCGCCUGCAAACACAAGAGCCAGCAGCGCGCGUGUGUGUGUGUGUGUGUGUGUGAGAGGGGUUGGGACCUGCAGCAGCCCGACGGACUGCUUUGUGAUGUCCUCCAGACACCGCGACACGUCACCCCACACCCCACCAUCACCAGCGCCACCACCAGCAGCACACCCAAACAGCCACUUCAUCAGUGCUGACGGCUCCAGCCGCCUGUGACACCCACCACGACACACACACGCUCUCCCUCUCUCCCUCUGUCUCUCUGUGGCACUUUUCGCUCACCGAAUGGCGGCUGCAAGUAUGUCCAUCGCCCAGCACUGGACCUCCUGGUUGCAGGACGAGAGCAGCUCCACCAGCAGCCGAGAGAAGGGGCCGCCCGACGUCAGCCACGAGGCGAUGAAGCGGUUCGGGAGGAAGUGCGUCAGCUGGGAGAGCAGACACGCCACCUUAUACCUGUGAAGACACACACGCGCACCCCACACACACUCCCUCCGUCUCUCUCUCUCUCUCUGAAGGGUCAUUACUUGAGCGUCGCCUUCAACUGCGCGCCCUCCUGGCCCAUCUUGGUGGUCGGCAGGAGACACAGCUCGCUCAGCCGGCCAACCACAGCGGCCUGCCCGAGGGGCACCAAUGCGCUCGCCGCCUCGAGCACCGCCCCGCUCUCUCUCCGCCCUCCUCUCUCACCCACGCCCCAUGAGACCACAGCUAAGGACGGUUCUUGUUGGUCUGUGCGGUCAGCUGUCGCUGAUGCGGUUGCGGUGAGGAGUAGGCUGAGUGCGCCGUCGAUGACGGCCGUGGUGGUCUGCAGCUCCUGGACCAGCUGCACCAGCUGCCCGUUGGCUGAACCACACAGGCAACGAGGCACCACACACACAGACACGGACAGAGGUCUCUCUCUGUCUGUCUGUGUGAGUGUGGGUGUGUCAGUGGUGUGGGUCACCUGACAGCAGAAUCGCCUGUGCGAGCAGGUCCCCCAAGCCGCUCUCCCCGCCCAGCAGCUCGCGGCUCAGCGCCGGCGGCAUGUGCCUCGGCGGCGUCCUCAGCAGAUUCAGCGCACAAUACAGCAGCGGCUGGCUCCUCCUGCCCUCUCCCUCCCCCUCCCCCUCUCCCUGAUCCAGCUCGUCGUGACACAUACCGACGAGAACUGCCGGUGUGUGGACGGGCAGCGCGGCAGCAAAAUCGAAGGAGCCGCUCAGGGUGAGCAGCAGGUUCGCCAGCAGCCUCCCCGUCUCUCCUUUGUCACUCUCUCUCGAGCGGCGCCUUCUCCGCCCGAGUGCGUCAAGGAUCGCCGUGAUGCUCUCUCGCUGCAGCAGAAGGGACCUAAAGCCCGGCAGCGCCGUGAAGCGGGUCAACAGGCCGAGCAGCUCGCACGUCAGCUCUUCCAGCAUCAGCUCAGUGUGGCCAUCGUCAGACGCAGACACGGCCACGGUGAGGCUCCAGGUUAGGAACCGCACUCGGCUCUGCCGGGUGCCGAUCUGGUGGGCGAUUGCGUCGCUGAGCUGCUCGCUGCUUCGGGAGAGCAGGUGCAGCGUCCGCAGGCACAGCAGCAGGCAGAGAUGCGAUGAUGCUGCUGCUGCUGCUGCUGUGGGAGGGGAGAGGGAGGGGGAGAGGUUCCUGGCGCACCAGUCGAGUGUGCCGACCACCAGGCCGACAGAGGUGUCGUCCUUGAGAGCCUCCACGCCAUCGGGGUCGAGGCGCAGCAGUCCUACACACGACACACGCAGAUCAGAAUUUGUUUCUCGCCGGUUCAAUCGGCGUACCCAGGAAGAGCUGCAGCAGACACACAGCCGUUGCCGGCGCCAUUGCGGCUGCCGGCGUCCCCUCGUCAGACUGGGCGUCUACUGCUGUGUCUUCAUCUGCUAGGUGAGGGAGGGAGUAGAGGAUACCCUGACCGACCACACACACACACACACACAGGUGUCUGGUCUGGUGUGUGCAGGUCUUUCUUUCGCCCUCUUACGUGUCGGCGUAUGAGCGUGCCAGUGUCGAAGGUGCAGACCUUGCUCAGACGCAGCACCACUCUCACCAGCCGCGCACCGCCCCUCCCCGCCGCAAUCAGCCUCCACCCUUUAGCAAUCAACUCAUCCCGGCAAGAUCUCUGCUCUCUUGGGGGGUUUGGUGCCGUGGCCGCUGUGAUGACGGCCGUGAUCUCCUCGCACAGUGCCGCAGCCUCCUCGUCUGAGCUGCUGACUGGGGACAGGGUAUCGCCAUCGUCGUCUGGCGACGCCAGAUGGUGAUAUGCGUCAAUCUCAGUGUGCAGGCUGUCCAUUGAUGGCCACGGUGGGAAUACCUGACGCCCGCGCUAGCUCG
Messenger RNA from Vitrella brassicaformis, 6428 nucleotides. The record is from the annotation of a GenBank genome assembly. Lineage: Eukaryota; Vitrellaceae.